This is a messenger RNA of Colletotrichum higginsianum IMI 349063, 1431 nucleotides long. RefSeq lists its product as uncharacterized. The record is from RefSeq and is a predicted model, not a curated record. The transcript has 2 exons. Lineage: Eukaryota; Fungi; Ascomycota; Sordariomycetes; Glomerellales; Glomerellaceae. The coding region runs from base 1 to 1431 and encodes 476 amino acids.
AUGGCGCAUCGAGAUAUGGAAAUCUUGCCGUGGGAGUGUCGUGAUGUGGAGGAUCACGCCGAAGCUUACUACAACCACCCGCUUCGGUCCAAAAACAAGGUGCUCGCUGAUGAGAACGAAAGAUUGAAGAAGCUUCUCCGCGAAAACGGCAUCGCUUGGUCGUCCAUCUCCGCCGCCUACCAAAGGCAGGGCCGGGCUGGCCGACGCACUCGCUCCUCCAUCUCGUCUCAGACUCACCCGUAUCCCUAUCUACCGACUGAGGUCUUGUUGCGCAUUCUCAAGUACUCUUUGACGUCCAAGGACCCCAUCAUUGAUCCUCUGUCGAAGCUCAAGCCCGAGAACCUGACCCCCCACGAGAGAGGUCGCGGCAAUCAAAUCGCCAUUCACUUCCUGGUGACAUGCAAGGCCAUGCACGAGGAGGGCAGUCGCAUACUGUGGGGCCAGAAUUCUUUCGCCUUCACCACGCACGAGGCCGUUCGCAACUUUGCCGACCUGGACUUGGCCUACCGCAAGAACAUCAAGCACGUCAACUUCCGUAUCAUUGCCCAGUUCUUCGACGACAAAAAGCGCAAGCACAAGCUCGAACGGUCGUACCACCCCGCCCUCAAGAGCGAUAUUACUCUUCGCACGAUCCCCCGCGUCAAUGAGCAUACCUACGCUCGCGGCGGCUUCCGCUGCUACUCCUGGGGUCAGGUGACUGACUUCCUUCGCGCUCUCCGCGCUCCCUACGACCCGAAGCACGACCUGAAGCUUGUCCGUCCAAGACUUUUUCCCGGUCUCGAGUCCCUCAGAAUCGACCUCGUCAACUUCUUGGAUGACUUCUUACCCAUGCCUGGCAGCGAUCUUCACGACAUGGCUUCCCAUGAGCUAGGUUGCUCCCUCAACGAGCUGCAAGUAACCGGCCUGCCCAUCGAUGACGCUGGUAGCAAGGCGACAGGUGAGCUUACCGGCCUUUUGCGCGAUGAGGGUCUUUUUCUAGCCGGUCUUCCCUCGUUCGUUCAGCUCAAGAACGCGCUCAAACCACUUCCCGGUAUCUCGAGUUGCGCCCGCGUUGUUCGGGCCUGGAAGACUUUGAAGACGAAGAAGGGUGGCGACGAUUCGUCAUCCAACGAUAUUGAUUCGGACUCAGAGUCAGAGGUGGGCCAUCACCAUCCUCGCGAACCCAUCAUGCCGCCUGCCCCUCGGGAGGAGGGCCACCCUAAAUCUGCGCCCAACCGCAAAGAUCUUACCAUCUGGAAGAAGGUACCCAAAACCAGAGAUGGAGACGAACGCCAGUGGACUGAGUUCUGUCGUAGCAGUGGCUACCCCAUGGAAGAUAUUGAGGAGAUGAUGGGCGAUGAUGAUGAGCUUGGUGUCUGCCCCUGCUGUGGCGAGCCUCAUCCCAGUCUGCUUGACCUUCUUGAGAUGGACAUGGAUAUGGACGAGUUGUGA